Molecule: messenger RNA, 3170 nt
Organism: Rhinolophus ferrumequinum (greater horseshoe bat)
Lineage: Eukaryota; Metazoa; Chordata; Mammalia; Chiroptera; Rhinolophidae
Gene: TMCC3
Product: transmembrane and coiled-coil domain family 3
Exons: 4
Coding region: 483-1811 (442 amino acids)
Cellular component (GO): endomembrane system
Source: RefSeq, a predicted model, not a curated record
UCAGUGCUUUGUUCCCAGCAUGUACAUGAAAUUGCCGUUUGUGUUCAGGGAGUGUAUGAGCAUCUAGUGAUGAUGUGUUAAGCUGGCUGUAAUUUCUCUGCAGAGCUAGGGCUCUAAAAGGCUGAAAGGUGUGGCCCAGCAGAGAUCCAGCUUGUCAACCUCAUCAAACAUUUCUAACAGAUUUGUUGACAAGCAGUAAGAGUGAUUGCUUUGAGCUGUAAGUGCUGUAGCUUUCCCCGACCUGGGCUCUCGAGGACAUGCCAAGCAUUGUUACAACUCUCAGUGAGCCAGAAGUCAGCCGGCCCCUGCACAAACAUUCCUGUGUGUACAAGGCUCUCUGUCGUGGCCCUGCAGCCUGAGAAAAUAGGCCACUGCGUGGAGACGCCAGAGCUGGGUGGCCAGCUGCGGUGCGGUUGAGAAGCAGCGAUGGAAGAACAGGUGAUGAUUUACGGCUGCAGGUGGUUAAGGUAGAACGUCAUGACAUGAAUACCCUAAGCUUGCCCCUAAACAUACGUCGAGGGGGGUCAGACACCAACCUCAACUUUGACGUACCAGAUGGCAUCCUGGACUUCCACAAGGUCAAACUCAGCGCGGACAGCCUGAAACAAAAGAUUCUAAAGGUGACAGAGCAGAUCAAAAUCGAGCAAACCUCCCGCGAUGGGAACGUUGCAGAAUAUCUGAAACUAGUCAACAGUGCGGACAAGCAGCAGGCUGGCCGUAUCAAACAAGUCUUUGAGAAGAAGAAUCAGAAAUCAGCGCACUCCAUCGCCCAGCUGCAGAAGAAGUUAGAACAGUACCACCGAAAGCUCCGGGAGAUCGAGCAGAACGGAGCCUCCAGAAGCUCCAAGGACGUUUCUAAGGACAUCCCGCACUCUCUGAAAGAUGCCCAGGUCAAGUCUCGAACUGCUCCCCACGGCAUGGAGAGCAGUAAAUCGGGCAUGCCGGGGGUCUCCCUCACUCCACCUGUGUUUGUCUUCAAUAAGUCCAGAGAGUUUGCCAACUUGAUCCGGAAUAAGUUUGGCAGCGCAGACAACAUCGCUCACUUAAAAAAUUCCUUAGAGGAUUUUAGGCCUGAGGCGAGUGCCAGGGUCUACGGGGGCAGCGCGACCACUGUGAACAAACCCAAGUAUGGCAGUGACGAUGAGUGUUCGAGCGGCACGUCGGGCUCCGCCGACAGUAAUGGGAACCAGUCAUUUGGGGCCGGGGGACCUGGCACGCUGGACAGCCAGGGGAAGCUCUCCAUGAUCCUAGAGGAGCUGCGGGAGAUCAAGGAUACCCAGGCACAGCUGGCUGAGGACAUCGAGGCCCUGAAAGUGCAGUUUAAGAGAGAAUACGGUUUUAUUUCUCAGACCUUGCAAGAGGAAAGAUACAGGUACGAGCGACUAGAAGACCAGCUCCAUGACCUGACGGACCUGCAUCAGCACGAGACGUCCAACCUGAAACAGGAGCUGGCCAGCAUCGAGGAGAAGGUGGCCUACCAGGCCUGCGAGCGCUCCCGGGAUAUCCAGGAAGCCUUGGAAUCCUGCCAGACGCGCAUUUCUAAGCUGGAGCUCCACCAGCAAGAGCAGCAAGCCCUGCAGACGGACACAGUGAACGCCAAGGUCCUCCUGGGCAAGUGCAUCAACGUGGUCCUGGCCUUCAUGACCGUCAUCUUGGUGUGCGUGUCCACCAUCGCCAAGUUCGUCUCACCCAUGAUGAAGAGCCGCUUCCACAUCCUUGGCACCUUCUUUGCUGUGACUCUCCUGGCGAUAUUUUGUAAAAACUGGGACCAUAUUCUGUGUGCCAUAGAAAGAAUAAUAAUACCCAGAUGAAGCCACUGGUCCCUGCCUUCAGGUUCUUUCAGGUUUUUACUUUACAGAAAACUGUGCAUACUACCAAAUUUGAAAAUGAACAGUUGUGCCAACCGAAGAUGGCACAAAGGCCUGGGACUGUGCGUUGUAAAUAACUACACUUCUCUUAACUCGGUAACAGUUGCCAGCUCAGUCCCUAGACCUGGUUAACGUGAAUCUGUUUCUAAGCUCUCCCCACGUUGCUCACUGCCUUAAUCAGACCAGAUUUUCUGCCCACCUGACUCGCCCAGUGUGGCAGACGUCUGGUUAUUGAGCAUUUGGCAUAAUUAAUUAGUGAUCCAGAAGAAAAGGGGAUUUAAACCUCUUUCUCUCUCAAGUCUGUCAAAAUGGAGCUCACCAUCAUUAGUGGUUGCAUUUUCCCUGAGUCUUGUAAGCACCCAGGAUGUGGCACAAGUCAGGGAGGGGAAGAAGCGCGGGUACUGGCCGUGUUGAGCACUCGCGGCCUGUGGAAAUACAGUAAAUCCCGUGUAAUCCAGCCGCUGUCCCACAGGUCUCUUAGUGCCCAGUGUCCACGGUGGCCUGUGGUGUGUGACUCUGUGUCACAUGGAAAUCUUACUACACACCUGUUUUUCCAUCCAAAGUCUAAUUUAGUUGUUCUGUUGCACUUUAAACGGUAAGACACGAGGAAUUGUGAAUGGGCUUUUGCCAACCCGGGGAGUUGGACCCUGAUUUCGUCUUACCUGGCUGUUGAAGGCUCAGCCUUCAAAGCAUGUAGAAAUGCUUCCAAAUCCCUCAUCAGACUGUGACUUUUCUGUUAAUUUGGGGUCCUGUAAGCACGACUCCGGAGGUUUGUGUUUCAGCAAAUCUUAAUUGUGACAAACCCCCUUUGGGGAUGUGCUUCACUUUAUUCCCAGGUCUGUGAGGGAUUGCGAAGCCUACUCAGUAAAUGAAAAUACAUGAUGCUCAUGAUGCAGGGUUGUUGUUUUUUUCCCUUUAAGAAAGACAACAGAAGCACAGUUUAUAAAGUUAAAGUACACUAAGGUAAGAACACUGGAAGCAGGAGGAAAAUAUGACAUGUGAUUUAAUUGCAUGGCUGCUGGAUCAGUGGAAGUUCACUGGAUGAAGAUAGAAAGGGUCCUCUUAGGACCCUGAGAGACCGGUCAGAGGAAAAUAAAUUAGAACCAGUGUCUGAGCCACAGUUACCAUCUCACUCAGGAUCUCACUGAAGAUAUAAGUUGUACGAUAACAGAGUGGCCACAUUUCCACUGAGGUAAAAGCAUUCAAAAGCUAAUAUCUGGCCUAUUUUGGGGAUGCCAUUCACUGUCUUCCGCCCAGAUGAUACUUUCCUUUAAAUCUGUUCCUCUGUGUACAUAAAAGGAA